Molecule: messenger RNA, 29122 nt
Organism: Coregonus sp. 'balchen'
Lineage: Eukaryota; Metazoa; Chordata; Actinopteri; Salmoniformes; Salmonidae
Source: the annotation of a GenBank genome assembly
AUGGCUCCCUGGCGUCCCGGUGGCUCAGGCUCUGCAAGGUGAUCUCAUUGCAUUGGGGUGAUCCCUGCGGAGCCAGGAUCCAGUGAUCCAGUAAAGUUGUUCCCUAUGAUAAUAGAGGCGUGAGGAAAAACCCAACUGACCAAAGGACCAAUCAGAUGGAUGGUGGGUGAAGCUCAAUCCCCAUAGAGGAUAACUUCCCUUGCCUGGUCAAAGUUGGGCUAACAAACCUUCCCUAACAUCGGCACCAAAUGCUCCAUGAGAAUAACAAUCUAACCCAGAAUGUCAAUCAAUUGCAUCAUAUGUAAACUAAUAAUUGGGAAGCUUUGGUGCCAACAUGGUAGUCGUUGAAUUUCCAUGUCUCAAAGUGAGAGGCUACCGAGUUCGGCAAUAUCUGUCUGACUCUGUUCCACAGCACUGCUCCCGUCCCCUGCCUGGCCAACCCUCUGAUCAGUGUCUGUCUGAGCCUUGGGUGACUGCCAGCCUUAUAGAAGCUGGUUAUUAAGCAUGAGAUCAGCUGACAAGAGUGAUAUUACUGUGUGAUGAGACAGAGAAUUGCAGCCCAGGGUUUUAUCAGGGAGCUUGCCAAACAUGGUCCGCAAGCCCGGGGGGGGGGGGGGGAGGGGGGGGGGGGAGAGAAGUCUGUGGAUCUGCUUUGAUGGUGAUAGUUCUUAUUAGCAGGAGGGUUAAUGUGAAGAAAAGUCUUGACAUGGAAAGUAAUAACGCAGGCUAGCAACCAAUAGUUGUCAUUGUAAGCUAAUUGUUUUCGUAUACUUGGGAUUCUUGCGGUUAAAAUGGUAGGCCUAAACUAAUUUACACCAAAACUCAUGAGAUUUAGAGAUCCUGGCACAUAGAAUCAGAGCAAAGAUUCAAAGGCCAUUAACUGAAAUCUGAUCCUGUGUCUGCUUACCUCCAUCACUGAAGAGGUCAGACUAGAGUUAAUUUGGAUACAAUGUGCACAUUGACCUGGUAUUUGCCAUGUCUUAAAUCAUCCAUCAAUUCUCUAGUUGAUAUUUGUGGUAGAUUUAUUUUUUGCUUAUAGCAUUCAAUGCGCACAGUGACCUGGUAUUUGCCAUGUCUUAAAUUAUCUAGUUGAUAUUUGUGAUAGAUUCAAUUUACUUAUAGCAUACAGUCCCCUGUAGCUCAGUUGGUAGAGCAUGGCGCUUGCAAUGCCAGGGUUGUGGGUUCGUUUCCCACGGGGGACCAGUAUGAAAAUGUAUGCACUCACUUAACUGUAAGUCGCUCUGGAUAAGAGCGUCUGCUAAAUGACUAAAAUGUAAAAUGUUUAAAGAGGUAGGGUUUCAGACGUUUUUGGAAGAUGGUCAGGGAUAGGGGGAAGCUUGGACAGGAGAGUUUUGACUGGGUUGAGCGGGAGCUGACCCCUGUAGGGGUAGGAGGGCCAAGAGACCAGAGGUGGCAGAACGGAGUGCUCGGUUUGGGUGUAGGAUUUGAGCAUAGCCUGAAGGUAUGGAGGGGCAGUUCCCCUUGCUGCUCCAUAGACAAGCACCAGGGUCUUGAAGUGGAUGCAAGCUUCGACUGGAAGCCAGUGGAGUGUACAGAGGAGCAGGGUGACAUGGGAUAACUUGGGAAGGAUGAACACAGUGGCAUCGGUUUAGCUAAACCUCGGGUAUGGCAAAGUGGGGUAUACACCAAGCCGUGACUUGGUGUAUAGAGAAAAGAGGAGCGAGGGCCUAGAAACGAGCCCUGGGGGACACCAAUAGUGAGAGCAUGUGUUGCGGACAUACAUCCUCUCCACAUCACCUAGUUCAAGCGACCUACCAGGUAGGAUGCAAUCCAGGAGUGUACAGAGCCUGAGACACCCAGUCCUGAAAUGCUGGCGAGGAUCUGAUGGUUCAUGAUAUUGAUGGCAGCGGAUAGAUCAAGGAGGAUGAGAAUAGAGGAGAGCGAGUCAGCUUUGGCAGAGCGGAGAGCCUCCAUGACACAGAGGAGAGUGGUCUCGGUUGAGUGAGCCAUCUUAAAGCUUGACUGGUUAGGGUCAAGAAGGUCGUUCUGAGAGAGAAAACGAGAGUUGGUCAUAGACCGCACGCUGAAGUGUUUUGGAAAGCAAAGAAAGAAGGGAUACUGGUCUGUAGUCAGAGGGGUCAAGUGUUGGUUUCUUGAGGAGGGAAGUGACUCUGGCCAUCUUGAAGCCUUGAGCCAAUGGUCAGAGAUGAGGGAAGUGAAGAAUGGGAGAAGGUCUCCAGAGAUGGUCUAGAGGAGGGGAUGGGGUCGAGUGGGAAGGUUGUUGGGCGGCUGGACAUCACUGGUCACAGGAUUUCAUCUGGAGAGAGAGGGUAGAAAGAGGUCAAAAGGCAUAGGGUAGUUCUGUGUAAUUGGGACCAGUGGACUCAGUAGGCUGAGUGGAUGUUGUCAACCUUUCUUUCAAAGUGGUUGACAAAGUCAUUUGCAGAGAGGGAGGGGGAGGUGGUGGAUGAUUAAGAAGGGAGAAGGUAGAAAAGAUUUUCCCAGGGUUAGAGGCAGAAACUUUCUAUCAGUGGAAGGAUGAUUGGUCCUCUGGAAAUUUAGUUUUCCUCCAUUUUUGCUCAGCUGCCCGCAGUCACUCCGCCAUGGAGCAGGAGGGGAGGGCCGAGCAGGAGGAGAGGGCUGAGCCAGCCGGGAGGAAAGGGUACAGUGAGAGUCAUAGGAUGCGGAAAGGGAGGAGACUAAGGUCAAAGAGGCAGGAUCAGGAGACCGGAAGGAAAAGGAUUUAGCAGAAGGGAGAGAUGAUAGGAUAGACGAGGAGAGAGUGGUGGAAGAGAGAGGGCGAAGAAUGCAACGGUACAUAACCAUCUGGGGAGUUUAGGUGGACUAGGUAGGUAGGGUUGGAGGAGAGAAGGAGAGAUUUAUUUUAUUUUUAUGGGGUGAUCAGAGACAUGGAGGGGGGUUGCAAUGAGAUUAGUAGGCUAACAGCCUCUAGUAAAUUAGGUCAAGCACAUUGCCUGCCUUGUGAGUGGGAGGGGACUGGGAAAGGCUGAGGUCAAAAGAGUAAAGGAGUGAAAAUAAAUUAAUUGAAGUCAGGCGUCUGGAGGUUGAAGUCACCCAGUACAAUGAGUGGCGAGCCAUCGUCAGGAAAUUAGUUUAUCAAGGUGUCAAGCUCAUUGAAGAACUCUCCAAGGGCACCAGAGUUGUAUACUAGAAUCAAUGAGUUAGCCAGAUAACUUGUGGUUGUUGAGUCAAUUGGACCAUGCCCAUUUCAAGCUUAUCUUUCUCAAAAAAUAAGUUUAAAAAAAUAUAAUUUAUUGAUCCUGCUUUGUAGUAUACCCCUCUGGUGGGAGAUAGAUGACGACAAUGUUAAGCUUGAGUGGACAAGUGACAGUGGCAGCAUGGAAUUCAAAUGAGGAGAUGGACAGGUGAGUGGGAAAAUAAAACAUCUCAACUUAGGAGAAAUGAGUAUACCUGUCCCACCAUCGCCACAACCAGAUGCUCUAGGACUAUGAGAGAACACAUAGGCAGAAGACGAAAUAGCGGUAUUCUCUGGGGUAAUCCAUGUCUCCGUCAGGGUCACAAAGUGUAGGGACUGAAGGACAACAUAGGCUGAGACUCAGCACUGAUUGUUGAUUGCCUAGCAUAGGUGAAGAUACCCUCCAACAGACACACCCACCAAUUAUCACAAAGCUACUACUCAAAUUGACCUGAAACCAGUUCAAGUCAAUGUUUCAACACUUCACAGCCAUAAGUACUGAGCAUUCAGCAGUUCAAACAGCAAUGAUUUGGUAGGCUACUUGGUAGAGGGACAGCACUUAACUAAUUGCCCUAGCCAGACUAUACCACCAACAAGUUAUUGAAAGAAAAAAAGGUACUUAGGCUACUCUUGCAGAGAUUAGUUGUCUUCCAAGGCUGUAGAGGAGGCACAGCCUCUCCACUUUGUCUGAUUUGCAUUGUACAGUAACUGGACUUUAACUCCCGCUCUGUGUAUGAUCUUUCCACUGCUGUCAUUCAGAUUAGGUUGGGUUAACAUUUUCCAUGCCACAGUUGCCAAACCAUACUCGAACACCAGUGGCAUUGUUGCUUUGAAAUAUUUACCUCGUAUCUAGGAUACAUAGCAUGGUCACACUGGCAGGAGCAGGGAUUGGGAGGGGACUUUUGCAAAGGUUCAGAGCUUUUUAGUCAACGGUCUUGUGCCAACCACAACCACUGGCAAAUGAGGGUAGCUGCUAAAGUUGACGCCAACAUCUGUAGCAUUAUGGCAGCCAGUCAACUUUGGGAGCUAUGCCCCAUUAUGGGAGGAAUAGGAGGUUGUUCUCCCUCCACGAAAGCACAAAUAAAAAUGUCUUAUUCAUCAGAAAAUGAACAGUAGGUCUUGAUUAGAAUAUGAUAUUUGUCCACAAGCAUGAAUUGUCAAUUUGUUUAGUGAACCGUGUUCAUUCAAUAUUUUCAACUGAGAAGAAAAUAAUUAUUCCGAAAAAUCUUGAUUUGUGAGCCUUGGUCAACUUGUCUUUUCAUUAGUCUUCACAAUACUCUAAUUUGCUGGGCCUCGUUAAGGAAUAUAACAUUAUUGGCCACAAUAUGUCUUCAUAUGCUUAGCUUCAUGUCCACUCCUUGCCCCAGGGAGCAGCCGAUCUUCAGCGCCAGGGCCCAUGUGUUCCAGAUCGACCCGAACACCAAGAGGAAUUGGAUCCCCGCCAGCAAGCAUGCCGUCACCGUCUCCUUCUUCUACGACGCCAACAGGAACGUGUACCGCAUCAUCAGCGUGGGCGGUACCAAGGUGAGCCAGGCAGCUGUGCUGUCCUGUACAGUGCCUCUCUGGAACAUGAAUGCAGGCCACAGUUAGAGUAUGUGAACGUGUGUUCUUGUUGAAAGCUGUGAUUUAGGGAAACAUCCUUCUCGAGGGAUUUUUGUAGGACUUUGUGGGAUGGUUAAAAAUAUGGUCUCCAUAGGUGCGUUCAGUUCACAAUCAUUUGCUUCUAGCCAAUAUAGCAAUUUACAGUUUGGCAAAGAGAGUAGCUAAAGAUGGGUGUGGUAUGUGUGGCAGAUCAGCAUUGGCCUGUUUUUUUUGCUGUACUCUUAUUUAUCCUUCCAUCUCCAAAGACCUUGGUUGUUCACAAUGCUGAACAUAAAAGCAGUGGUUGUAGGUUUUUAUUAAUUUAAAACCAAUUUAGCCAUUGUUGAGUCAAUAAGAACGGGAAUGUGAACAGAAACUCAAUGUCACCAAACAGCGCUCACAAGAUCAAUGCACCUAUUCCUCACAAGCUUUGGAUUUAGAUUCCUUAUGCCGCUCUGUAAUCUAUCUGAUCUCCUCUUAACACCUCUGGUCUGACCCACAUUCCCCAUUCCCAGCAGAUCCUGUGGUCAGCAACCUAAUUCCACCCAUCUUGUGACUGGCAACGUGGUAAUCUUUUGUACCAUGUCAUGUGAAACAUGUUGCCCCUGACUCUUGUAAUUGUUUGUUUUAAAAGCUCCUCUUCUUUAAGCUUCCCUUGCCCUUGGAUUCUGGGGUUUUUAGUCAGUUAUAUUAUAGUAAUUCUGUAGCUGAUGCAGAAGUUUAUAAAUAGGUCUGCUUAAUGUGUUUUCUCAUGUGACGUGAAACCAAAUGAGGGGCUGUAGCCUCUUCCCUGCACUGCCUGAUGCAAUGUUUGUUAAUCUGUUGAAAGGGUAGGCCAGUCAAAUAAAUGCCAUUUGUUUGUUACAUCCUGAAUGCAAACCAUUGAUUGCCAUGCACCCACGGUCCAAUCUGAAAAAUGGACGUUAUCAGAAUAAACUCAAAAUAUCUUUCCAAAGGAGCUAACAGUUUACAGAAAUAAGAUGUGUGUAUAUAGGGCUGUUUCGGUGACCGUAUUACCGCCACACUGGUGGUCACGAGUCAUGAAGGCAGUCAAAUUCGACGUGACCGUUUAGUCUCAGUAAUUAGGCUUCUCCAAGCUCUGAUGCUGCUUCUGGUCAUUAGAAGCCUACAAAACUUGCUAAAUGCCUGGUACUCAGCACUCUAUUGUCCCUCUAAUCACUCUGACAUCAAUGCAAAUGUAUUCAAAAAUCUAAUCAAACACUUAAUGAGAGCCCAUGAGCUCCUGUUGCGCAACAUUUCUAAAGGCUAUAUAAUUGCGUGAGAAAACAGAGUGAUGGCAGCUAAUAAAAAGAGGAGGAUCCUAUCAGCUUUCUAUAGGCUUACUAUAUUUAUUUCUCUACUUUCCUAAUAUUAAGCACAUUGAUUUGAUUUACAACAGGAGUAUAGCCUACCUGGCUGGCAUGAAAAUAAACCACGGGGAAAAGCGUCCAUUCACUAUUUAAGUGCGUAGAUGACAUCAAUUUUUUCCCGCUGCCCCUGUUUCGAUACUGGUGCAUGAUAAAGGUCCAUUCUAAAUCAAAACAAAUAUCACACAUAUAUUAUUUAGUAUAUGUAAAGACAAGAUUAAAUCAAUAAUAGUCUGAUGGGUCACAAUAUUAGCCUAUCACUUGUGAAUUAUAUAUUGUCACUUGUGAAUGAUGCCCAGCAUAAGAAACAAUGCCUUUUUUUUGCGACUUGUUCUAAUUAUAGUCUCACACCUCAUGUAGCCUAGCCCAUAGGCCUAUAUGUUUUAAUAAGGUUUGUAUCACAACUAAUGUGGCCAAAUAACUUCUUAAAAUUAAGCACAUUAAUCCACUUUACAAGGGGUGUAGAGCCUAACUGGCAUAUAUGAGCAGCGCUUGAGUUUCAAGUUUGGGGAAGAUUAUUUUCACCAUAAAAAUGCACCUUUAUAAUAAAAGCUUACAUGCAUAAUUGCAUUUGCGGUCACUUUUGAUAAUGGUGUUUUCUGCUAAUGGAAUAUUCGCGCUUAUAGCCUACUACCAUGUGCGCAUUGCUGCACUUAUAAUGUGAAGACAUACCCUAAUAGUUUAUCAACAUUUUAAGCUAAACGUUCUGAUCUUUUGCAUCAACCACAUUGCAUCCCAAAGUUUUUUUUAUGCUAGUGGUUGUAUUAAUUUAGGAUCUAUCGCAUCCCACAACUGUCCCAGACUAUGUUUGGAAUAUUUAUUUCUCACACAGAAUAGAAUAGGUCGACUUUUGUACUAUGGGGGAUAGUAGAUUAACAUAGGCUAGUGAUUCAAAAUGCACCUUGGAAUUGGAUAAGGACGCAUGCAGUUGCGUCCCGGAUGUGUCUGUCUUCACUUGUAGCCUGUGAGAAAGACCUGAUCACGUGAUGGAGAGUGGUGUGAGUGAGAGACGCUUCGGAUUGCGCAGCACACUCAGGGAGAAGGGUACAAUGCAGCACUCCGGGACGCAAAAUGCAUGGAUUAUUUUAGGGUGCCUUACGGCCACAAAGGAGAUGCCACGGUGAAAUUUGAGGCAUUAUCAAUUGCUUGUCAAAUUGUGAAUGAGAGACUAUUGGUGUGUACAGCCUGUGAAAAAAAAAAAACAAAUCAGAGCUCAUGCCUUUCAAGCGACUUUUUUAGUCUCAUCAUGCAGCCUUACAAUGUAUAAAAAAUCUAAACAUAUAGCCCAACGUUUGUAGAACAACUACAGUUACAUGAAUAACUCUAAAUUAAGCAUAUACAGUGGGGGGGAAAAGUAUUUAGUCAGCCACCAAUUGUGCAUGUUCUCCCACUUAAAAAGAUGAGAGGCCUGUAAUUUUCAUCAUAGGUACACGUCAACUAUGACAGACAAAAUGAGAAAGAAAAUCCAGAAAAUCACAUUGUAGGAUUUUUAAUGAAUUUAUUUGCAAAUUAUGGUGGAAAAUAAGUAUUUGGUCAAUAACAAAAGUUUUCUCAAUACUUUGUUAUAUACCCUUUGUUGGCAAUGACACAGGUCAAACGUUUUCUGUAAGUCUUCACAAGGUUUUCACACACUGUUGCUGGUAUUUUGGCCCAUUCCUCCAUGCAGAUCUCCUCUAGAACAGUGAUGUUUUGGGGCUGUCGCUGGGCAACAUGGACUUUCAACUCCCUCCAAAGAUUUUCUAUGGGGUUGAAAUCUGAAGAUUGGCUAGGCCACUCCAGGACCUUGAAAUGCUUCUUACGAAGCCACUCCUUCGUUGCCCGGGCGGUGUGUUUUGGGAUCAUUGUCAUGCUGAAAGACCCAGCCACGUUUCAUCUUCAAUGCCCUUGCUGAUGGAAGGAGGUUUUCACUCAAAAUCUCACGAUACAUGGCCCCAUUCAUUCUUUCCUUUACACGGAUCAGUCGUCCUGGUCCCUUUGCAGAAAAACAGCCCCAAAGCAUGAUGUUUCCACCCCCAUGCUUCACAGUAGGUAUGGUGUUCUUUGGAUGCAACUCAGCAUUCUUUGUCCUCCAAACACGACGAGUUGAGUUAUUACCAAAAAGUUCUAUUUUGGUUUCAUCUGACCAUAUGACAUUCUCCCAAUCCUCUUCUGGAUCAUCCAAAUGCACUCUAGCAAACUUCAGACGGGCCAGGACAUGUACUGGCUUAAGCAGGGGGACACGUCUGGCACUGCAGGAUUUGAGUCCCUGGCGGCGUAGUGUAUUACUGAUGGUAGGCUUUGUUACUUUGGUCCCAGCUCUCUGCAGGUCAUUCGCUAGGUCCCCCCGUGUGGUUCUGGGAUUUUUGCUCACCGUUCUUGUGAUCAUUUUGACCCCACGGGGUGAGAUCUUGCGUGGAGCCCCAGAUCGAGGGAGAUUAUCAGUGGUCUUGUAUGUCUUCCAUUUCCUAAUAAUUGCUCCCACAGUUGAUUUCUUCAAACCAAGCUGCUUACCUAUUGCAGAUUCAGUCUUCCCAGCCUGGUGCAGGUCUACAAUUUUGUUUCUGGUGUCCUUUGACAGCUCUUUGGUCUUGGCCAUAGUGGAGUUUGGAGUGUGACUGUUUGAGGUUGUGGACAGGUGUCUUUUAUACUGAUAACAAGUUCAAACAGGUGCCAUUAAUACAGGUAACGAGUGGAGGACAGAGGAGCCUCUUAAAGAAGAAGUUACAGGUCUGUGAGAGCCAGAAAUCUUGCUUGUUUGUAGGUGACCAAAUACUUAUUUUCCACCAUAAUUUGCAAAUAAAUUCAUUAAAAAUACUACAAUGUGAUUUUCUGGGAAAAAAAAUCUCAAUUUGUCUGUCAUAGUUGACGUGUACCUAUGAUGAAAAUUACAGGCCUCUCUCAUCUUUUUAAGUGGGAGAACUUGCACAAUUGGUGGCUGACUAAAUACUUUUUUCCCCACUGUAUUUCUUUAACUGCUCAACACAGAAUAGCCGCAUGUGCGUACUCCCUCAAAUCGUUUGGAGAAAAUAUUUAUAUUUUAUUCAGCUUUGUUCAAUUGUAUUCUUCAUACUAUAAAAUAAUGCCACGGAAUUAUAAGCAAAUCUUGUAGGCUAAAUGAGCUAGUGUAGCCCACAACCAUUUGGCAUAGCCACAUCAGGACCAAACAUAAGGACAACUCAGAGUAUGCUAUUCUUUUCUUCUGAAAUAGACUACAUUUUCUUCAUAUCAUGUUUCUUUAGACCUGUCUAAAGUAAAUAAUGGAUUUAUUGUGAAGGUGUAGGCUAGAUUACAUGGAUUUAUUAUACUUUUUUAAAUGGUUUGUAGGCUAUGUGUGGAAGCCAGGAGAUGCUAAAUGUGUUCAUGUUAAUUAACGUUCAAUUACCGUGAGACCGACAGUUAUUUUCUUGACAAUAUCCGGCUGAUGAAAUUUCCGUGAUUGCCACAGCCCUAUGUGUAUAACCAUCUGUUUGUACAACGCAUUUGAAACCAUCUAUUUGGAUAUUCUGCAAAGGCAAACAGAUGCUCCCGUUACGAUCCCAGAUGUUUCACUUCUCUUUAUUCAAAGUCUGAGAAAACAAGUCCUCGCUUUGGCACAAACAUGAAAAAUAAUUUGUUGUACAUUAUAUAUUUUGAUGUUCAUCAGAUGAGGUGAGGAACUACUACUGCAGUAAGUAAUGUCAUCCUCCAUGUCCUCCUCCCUCUAUCCGCAGGCCAUAAUCAACUGCACCAUUACACCCAGCAUGACGUUCACCAGGACCUCGCAGAAGUUUGGCCAAUGGGCGGACAGCAGGGCCAACACGGUCUACGGCCUGGGCUUCGCUACAGAGCAGCAGCUGCAUCAGGUGAAGAUCUUCUAACUUCCCACCACAUAAGGGUCUGGCAUCACAAAAUAAUGAAGUUGUUGAAUUAUGGACAACUAAUUUAUCUUGUACCAUGAUCAUUUUAGGCACAUUAUCCAACGCUUACUGCAAUGUCAAACUAAAUGCAUUUCACUCUUGCCUGUCCUCAGUUUUCUGAACGGUUUAAGGAGGUGAAAGAGGCUGCCCGUCUUGCAUGUGAAAAGUCCCAGGAUAAGAUGGAGUUGGCCAACACUGCCCUCAGCAUUGCUGCUCCACAGGUGAGCUCAGACAAAAUGCCUCAGUGCCUUUUAGAAAUACAUCAGGGAUUUUAAUUUUAUAUAGCGCUCAGUUAUUCCACGACCAUUUCAAAUGCUUUUAAGAGAAAAGCCUCUGAGGAGGAACUUUUGAGAGUCUGUGGAACUCCUGCGGUACACAUCGAGGUACUGCUAUCUCCCUGGCCUUUCUGCGGGCUGCGAAAGAGAAAAGGGAAGGAGGAAGAGAUGGGUCAUUUGUCUCUGAGGAAAGUGAGAGGAAAUUAGAACUAGGGCGACGGUAAAAUUAUCCCAUGCAGCCCAGUGCUCUGCCUGGCUGGCUGUCUGCUCACUGCAGAAGCCUCUGAAAUGAUUUAAUUGCAUUGAUCAAUAGGCUAUUUUGGUUAUGGUGGUCACAUGUUAACAAAAUGUGUAAUAUACAGCAGGGGAUCUCAAAUGUUUUGGGGCCUGGGAGCCCUUUUGUGAUAGCAAAUUCAUCAGGGACUCCUUCGUAAUCAGAACACAACUCGAGUGAGAUAAAAAAAAAAUUUUAAAGGGCAUACAAGGAGUUUUACUAUGACUUCGGCAGUGCAUGGCUGGACGAAUCAAGUCUCGGGAAGGAACAUUUUAAAGGCCAGCCUCUUGGCAUCGGAGAGAACAUUUAGCAGUUUUCAAGCAAAUUUCCUGUAAUUCUAUACAUUUUGUCAUGGGGCAGAGUUUUUUUGUUGUUGUUGCAGCUUUAAAGCUAAUAUCCUGCAAUUCUACAAAUGUUUCCAUGUGUCAGUUUUAAAGCUUAAAGAUGGAAUCUGGCUGCCCCACCACCGUUGUUAUUGUUGCAGAGCUGAGGAAUGAUGUCCAAGGGGUAAAAACAGUGUUUGCAGUAACUUCUUUGUUACUUUCUUCUCACAAACCGAUGUGUCAGUUUUACCAUUAAGGAUUCCAGCUUUAAAUGACAGUGCAUUUAUGUUAUUUAUUUUUUACAAGGAAUACAAGUCAUGUUGAGAAAUGUAUAAUUGGUGGAGUAUUGUGAUUAAUAAUAUUACAUUGUGUUGUAUUUACACACUCUAAACUUAUUCCACGGAUCCCUUGGCUGAAAUUUGAUCUGUUGCUAACAAUAUUCCUUGAAAAUAUAUGUGUGUGUGUGUGUGUGUGUGUGUGUAUAUAUAUAUAUAUAUAUACACACACACACACACAGUACCAGUCAAAAGUUUGGACACACCUACUCAUUCCAGGGUUUUUCUUUAUUUUUUUUGUAGAAUAAUAGUGAAGACAUCAAAACUAUAAAAUAACACAUAUGGAAUCAUGUAGUAACCAAAAAAGUGUUAAGCAAUUCAAAAUAUAUGUUAUAUUUGAGAUUCUUCACUCUCCUUCUUGGUAAAAUAGCCCUUACACAGCCUGGAGGUGUGUUGGGUCAUUGUCCUUUUGAAAAACAAAUGAUAGUCCCACUAAGCCCAAACCAGAUUGGAUGGCGUAUCACUGCAGAAUGCUGUGGUAGCCAAGCUGGUUAAGUGUGCCUUGAAUUCUAAAUAAAUCAGUGUCACCAGCAAAGCACCCCCACACCAUAACACCACCUCCUCCAUGCUUUACGGUGGGAAAUACACAUGUGGAGAUCAUCCGUUCACCCGCACCGCGUCUCACAAAGCCACAGCGGUUGGAACCAAAAAUCUCCAAUUUGGACACAUUUCCACAGGUCUAAAGUCCAUUGCUCGUGUUUCUUGGCCCAAGCAAGUCUCCUCUUAUUAUUGUUGUCCUUUAGUAGUGGUUUCUUCGCAGCAAUUCGACCAUGAAGGCCUGAUUCACACAGUCCCCUCUGAACAGUUGAUGUUGAGAUGUGUCUGUUACUUGAACUCUGUGAAGCAUUUAUUUGGGCUGCAAUUUCUGAGGCUGGUAACUGUAAUGAACUUAUCCUUGCAGAAGAGGUAACUCUGGGUCUUCCAUUCCUGUGGGGUCCUCAUGAGAGCCAGUUUCAUCAUAGCGCUUGAUGGUUUUUGCGACUGCACUUGAAGAAACUUUAAAAGUUCUUGAAAUGUUCCGUAUUGACUGACCUUCAUGUCUUAAAGUAAUGAAUGGACUGUUUUUUCUCUUUGCUUAUUUGAGCUGUUCUUGCCAUAAUAUGGACUUUACCAAAUAGGGCUAUCUUCUGUAUACCCCCCCUACCUUGUCACAACACAACUGAUUGGCUCAAACGCAUUAAGAGUGAAUGAAAUUCCACAAAUUAACUUUUAAAAAGGCACACCUGUUAAUUGAAAUGCAUUCCAGGUGACUAUCUCAUGAAGCUGGUUGAGGGAAUGCCAAGUGUGCAAAGCUGUCAUCAAGGCAAAGGGUGGCUAUUUGAAGAAUCUCAAAUAUAACAUUUAUUUUGGUUUGUUUAACACUUCUUUGGUUACUACAUGAUUCCAUAUGUGUUAUUUCAUAGUUUUGAUGUCUUCACUAUUAUUCUACAAUGUAAAAAAAUAGUAAAAAUAAAGAAAAACCCUUGUGUGAGUAGGUGUGUCAACCUUUGACUGGUAUAUAGUGUGUGCAUGUAUGUGAUGGCAGAUUGAAACAAGGGUUCCUAACACACGCCAACCCAUGUUUCCUCAUGUUCCUUUGAUUCUAGCUGGCUUGUGUUAGCUUGCUGUCUGUGAGUAGUAUGCAGUGUGUAUCUAUGCAGUAUUUUUGUCAUCUUUUGAGAUCUGGCUGCGGACCCCCUGCAGUACCUUCAUGGACCCCCAGGGAACCCCUGAUAUACAGUAUGAGAUGCUCUGAUAUAAAGGAUGUUAAAUUGGUGUGUUCUUUAUUCUCUUGCUUUCGGAUGACUUUUCUCCAGUUCUCACAGGUAGGUCUCGUGUGUUUGAUUUUCAACCUUCACCAUUCACGUCUAAGAAUGGCCAAUUGUGGUACCAUUCUGCUAUGACCGAAGAAUAGUCAAUCAAACAGAAAAUCUAGUGUCUUUGUCUUCGUGAGGUUGAGUUACUCAGAGUUUGAUGAACAUUACAGUUGCUCCUUAAACUGUUCUUGCUGCUGAAAUUGAUGUCCUUUUAACCCAGCUAACAAUUCUUGGGAGAGAACGUUUUUGUAAUGUUCCUGUAAUGUUAGAAUUUUUUUUGUUGCAGAAAACCUCCUGAGAACCUAUUUAGCAUGUUUUAGAGUUAGGAGAGAAUUCCCUUGAUGUCAAACAGAACAUGGUUACCAUGUUCUCAGUAUAUACAAUAUUAAUGUUCUAGACACGUCUCAUGGGGCGUUGCAAAAACAUUAGUGUCCAGUUUUCUGAGGGUUAGGAGAGUAUUCCAUCAACAUUACAUUUUACAUUUUAGUCAUUUAGCAGACGCUCUUAUCCAGAGCGACUUACAGUUAAGUGAGUGCAUAUAUUUUCAUACUGGCCCCCUGUGGGAAUCGAACCCACAACCCUGGCGUUGCAAACGCCAUGCUCUACCAACUGAGCUACAUCCCUGUCGGCCAUUCCCUCAUUUGAAAGUUGAAAGAAUAAACAAAAACAUACAGACUAAAUACUGUUCCCUGAUUGAGGGAAUGGAGGUACAACACAGCUAUGGGGAGUUUGUGCGCUAGCGCCCCCUGAAGAACAUUAGAAUCACGCCUGACAAGCCCAAUGAACCCUGUGCCUCACCGGAAGCCCUGUCUUCCACAGGUGAUAAACCCAAGGCACGGAUUCAUUCCGUAAAUUCAGUACCACUUUUCACCAAGGCCAGAACUGGGCGGUGCGGGGUCAAACAGGUUAUAGUCAUAACUACGUUCCAUUUCAGUCGGUCAACUUGAUACAACAAAGCUAUGGGGAUAUGAAACUGCCUUCGGCAGACCACCCAGAGUUCCAACCUGACAGGAAAACCUGCGGUACCCGGGUAUUGCGCAAUCUGUGCACUGCCUAAUGACACAGGGCAUGUAACCUCCGCUGCUCCUCAGACGCAAACGGAGGAGGCGAAAAGGGAAAAAGCUAGAGACCUGUAGGACAUAGUCAUGACCUUAGGGGCGAAGGCCGCAUUAAGACGUACCAUCACCUUAGAGUCGCCAAGGGCGAACUGAGUACAGGAGGGCUGAACGGAUAACACGUGGAGAUCCACAGACCCCAUUGGUUCAAAGGGGGCCCUCAUACAGCACAACCAAAUUCCGAGUGGGUGCAAUAGGUUUAGAAACCAGCCUAAGACGGCGUACACCCCUGGAAUGGCACUAUUAAAUCCCACAUGGCACGCUGAAAUAGCUGCCAUAAACACCUUCAGGGUGGAGAAUGAACAGCCCUGCUCGGAAAGCCCCUUAAGGAACAUUAAAAUGUCCACCACAGAGCUCUGAAAAGGAACAAUUCCUUUAUUUUGGCACCAAAGCUUGAACGCCCACCACUUAUAUCUAUACAACCUUGUCGGGGAGGGUGCCCUUGUGGACGGUAUAGUAGCAAUAACGUUCAGAGGUAAACCCCUUGACAUCAGAUUGGACCUUUCAGGGGCCAAGCCCACAGAUUCCAAAUCUCCGGCCGCGGGUGCCAGACCUGUUGCCAAGGGUCCCCGCCUAAAGGCAAAUAUUUUCCACGAACCAGGGUUGUUUGGGCCAACGGGAGCCAUAAGGAUCAACGACCCACCCUCCCUAUCGUGGGCUGAAUCAGGUCCACAGGGGGAAAUACGUAAAGGAGGUUCGAGGCCACUGGUGCGCAAGAGCAUCUGUUCCCAAUGGAGCAUUCAGGUCCCUUUAUUGAGAAAAACAACCAAUAAUGUGCGUUUUCUCGCGAUGCAUAAAGAUCAAUGUUGGCCCUGCUCGGGGAGAUUAAUCACACGGAGCGAGGGAAAGUGCACUGCGCUCCACAGCAGUUGGGAGCGAGCCAAGGAUAAGAGGGCACCCCUCCCUGUCUGUUGAUGUAUGCCACGACUGUCCUGCUGUCGGUCCUCACCAGCAUAUGCCGGCCUGCCAACAAUGUGAGAAAGCGUUUGAGUGCUACAGUGGGGAAAAAAAGUAUUUAGUCAGCCACCAAUUGUGCAAGUUCUCCCACUUAAAAAGAUGAGAGAGGCCUGUAAUUUUCAUCAUAGGUACACGUCAACUAUGACAGACAAAUUGAGGAAAAAAAUCCAGAAAAUCACAUUGUAGGAUUUUUUAUGAAUUUAUUUGCAAAUGAUGGUGGAAAAUAAGUAUUUGGUCACCUACAAACAAGCACGAUUUCUGGCUCUCACAGACCUGUAACAACUUCUUUAAGAGGCUCCUCUGUCCUCCACUCGUUACCUGUAUUAAUGGCACCUGUUUAAACUUGUUAUCAGUAUAAAAGACACCUGUCCACAACCUCAAACAGUCACACUCCAAACUCCACUAUGGCCAAGACCAAAGAGCUGUCAAAGGACACCAGAAACAAAAUUGUAGACCUGCACCAGGCUGAGAAGACUGAAUCUGCAAUAGGUAAGCAGCUUGGUUUGAAGAAAUCAACUGUGGGAGCAAUUAUUAGGAAAUGGAAGACAUACAAGACCACUGAUAAUCUCCCUCGAUCUGGGGCUCCACGCAAGAUCUCACCCCGUGGGGUCAAAAUUAUCACAAUAACGGUGAGCAAAAAUCCCAGAACCACACGGGGGGACCUAGUGAAUGACCUGCAGAGAGAUGGGACCAAAGUAACAAAGCCUACCAUCAGUAACACACUACGCCGCCAGGGACUCAAAUCCUGCAGUGCAAGACGUGUCCCCCUGCUUAAGCCAGUACAUGUCCAGGCCCGUCUGAAGUUUGCUAGAGUGCAUUUGGAUGAUCCAGAAGAGGAUUGGGAGAAUGUCAUAUGGUCAGAUGAAACCAAAAUAGAACUUUUUGGUAAAAACUCAACUCGUCGUGUUUGGAGGACAAAGAAUGCUGAGUUGCAUCCAAAGAACACCAUACCUACUGUGAAGCAUGGGGGUGGAAACAUCAUGCUUUGGGGCUGUUUUUCUGCAAAGGGACCAGAACGACUGAUCCGUGUAAAGGAAAGAAGGAAUGGGGCCAUGUAUCGUGAGAUUUUGAGUGAAAACCUCCUUCCAUCAGCAAGGGCAUUGAAGAUGAAAUGUGGCUGGGUCUUUCAGCAUGACAAUGAUCCCAAACACACCGCCCGGGCAACGAAGGAGUGGCUUCGUAAGAAGCAUUUCAAGGUCCUGGAGUGGCCUAGCCAGUCUCCAGAUCUCAACCCCAUAGAAAAUCUUUGGAGGGAGUUGAAAGUCCGUGUUGCCCAGCGACAGCCCCAAAACAUCACUGCUCUAGAGGAGAUCUGCAUGGAGGAAUGGGCCAAAAUACCAGCAACAGUGUGUGAAAACUAUGUGAAGACUUACAGAAAACGUUUGACCUGUGUCAUUGCCAACAAAGGGUAUAUAUAUAACAAAGUAUUGAGAAACUUUUGUUAUUGACCAAAUACUUAUUUUCCACCAUAAUUUGCAAAUAAAUUCAUUAAAAAUCCUACAAUGUGAUUUUCCGGAUUUGUUUUCUCAUUUUGUCUGUCAUAGUUUACGUGUACCUAUGAUGAAAAUUACAGGCCUCUCUCAUCUCUCUAAGUGGGAGAACUUGCACAAUUGGUGGCUGACUAAAUACUUUUUUUCCCCACUGUAUGUACACUGUCAAAAGCUCCAGGUAAUUGAUGUGCACCGGGUUUUGCGACACUGUCCACAACCCCAGAAUUGAACUGCCCUCGCACAGCGCACCCCACCCUCGGGGAGAUGCGUCUGUCUUUAUCACCUUGCGGGAUAUAACUCGACCCACGGAGGUCCCCAGCAACAACAGGCAUGGGUCCCUACUCUGAGCCAGCGCCUGUAUGCAUGAUGGGGUGACCGGUUUCGGUGGCAAUAUGUGUCCAAGCGGGUGUCUACCACCGGAGAGGUCGCAACAGCCCGGGGGGAACCACGGUUAUCAUAGAAGCAAUCAUCCAUAAUAGUGUGACCUAGCCAAAAUUGGGCCAAGCAAAAUCGGAAUCCGGCCUCCCUCUGCGUGGACAAGAACGCACGAUUCUCGACUGAGCCUAACUCGAGACCCAGAAAUGGAAUGCGCUGAGAUGGAGUUAAACAGCUCUUCUCUUGAUUCACUAUGAAACCCGGAGACUGAACAUGGGAAACCAGCAUGGAUGUGUGUAACACAACCUGCUCCCUCGACUCUGCUACCAUCAGCCCCAUACACCACAUAGGUGCCAAACCCACAUCCACAACUUUGGUGAAAGUUUUAAGCGAGAGGGAACGCACGGAAAGGAGGACCAGAAACUUGUACGCUACAGCCUCAAAAUGGAACCUCAGGAACUUUCUGUGAUAUGUGGCCACGUGAAAUUAUGCGUCAUUCAGGUCGAUGGAGGUGAACCAAUCGCCCGGGCGCACUGACUGUAAUAACCGGCUGUUCCUGAGCAUUCUGAAUUUGUAGACCCUGAAGUGCUUGUUUAGGGCACGCAGGUCUAAAAUAGGACGCAAAUUCCCGUCCCUUCUGGGAACCAGGAAAUACCACCUGUACCAGCCGUCCUGGGCCUCUGACAUAAGAACCACUCUGACAAAAACGAGUGGGAUGCACAACUAAUUGUAGCCUGUACCCCAACGUCACUGUUCGCAUAUUCCAGGACGACGCUGCGCACGCGCGCCAUUAGUCGACAUAGACAGCAAGUCUCCUGUAAAGUGCAAUCUGAAGGGGUGGAACACCACCUUGUGGACUGGGGGAAUAUGGGUCUUUUUUCAUUUCCACCAUUCUCGACAACUGAGUGUCUGACUGUGGGUAAGGGACUCAUUUUUUAUUCUGCUCACAUGUGGAAGACCCAACACCUGUGAACACCAUGGAACUUGGGGUAGAAACAAUGUGUUUAAGGGCCGAUGUUUGCCUAAAGCAUGGUCCACUCUGGGUUCCGGUGCUUAGCCUACCAGUGACGAACCCCCGAUUGGCCAUUCCACUUGGGGGUACUGUUGUCAGAGCGAACAUCUGGGGGAGGGGGGCAAGGGGGGACCCCAGCCUGUGCCACCUCCCCUCUCAUUGCACUAGGUGCGUGGGGGCUGCACAAAUUAAAAAUAAACCCAGAAAGAAAUGUAUCAUGGAGGUUAUCAUGCCCACCAGUCAUAGCUACCGGUGACACUUUGUAGCCCAGCUGGAAAACGGACAGAAAGCUCUGAAAAACUGACCCCAUAUGUGAUAACAGACAGGGUGAUUCCUAAUUUAAUCUAAUUCCCAGGAACUAAAUGUGUUGUGCAGGAGACAGACGGCUCACCUUGGAGUUCAUAUGAACCACAGAGACUGUGUGUGGGAUAAUAGCAUGAUUGCCAAUUGCCUAACCUGUAUCACUAAGUACCACAUAGGAACCAGUGAGCUACAGGGAGGAAUCAGCAAUGAAUCCCAGUAAUAAGCCACCUUUGGGGGAGGGGUGCCCACUUGUGGACAGAGAGUGCCUGGGGAGCACGUUGUGCUUCCGUGAUACUGUAUAGCCCGCCUGAAGCCCAAACCUUUUAUGGGCACAGGAGCUCCAGCAAUGGCCGUACUGUUGUCACAGUACCGUAUGCUAGCCGACGUCAGCCAUGCGGCUUCUCAGUCUUGCUAAGCCAGUAGCCAGCUAGCUGGCAUUAUCCCCGCAUGCUAGCACUAGCCAAGCCCGCUGCCAGCACAGAGUUAGCCAAAGAAAAAUGUGUGGCACGGUCCGUUUAGAAUAACCAAGUCUAGAUAGAGAGGUAAACGGUGCCUGACCAAGGCAGACACAGGCGGCAGGGAGUGCGCACCGACCCGGCCGCCCUGUCCCUUCAAGUCGCCUACCUUAGCAGGUAAUGGAGCACACAGCAACCGGGUUUAGCUAGGGCAGCUUUCGGAUGCCUCAGUCCAGGCAGACAAGACAUUUGAUCCGACCAAAGCCCCAAUUCAUUCCCCGGGUCCCGUAACUCAGAAUUCCACGUUUGCCAAGGGAACCUGCAUGCACCAUAGACUAGGGGAACAGUGCCAGCCAUGGGCAAACCACUGUUACUGACACCGUCCCUUCGUCUCGCACACAAGCUGACCCGAGUGGGGGCAGUCGGAGCAUGCAACGCGCAGAACAAAACGUGAGUAUAGCCUUCGUCGUUUUGGUCGCGUUAGCCAGGCUAAACAAGCAGAAGAAUAACUAACAGAAUCACAAAACUAGUUACAAAGCUUUAACACACAACGUCCAGAAGGAUGAGCACGCCCUCCUUAAGUGGAACAGUUAAGUUGGAGCAAAGCCUGAUAGAUUUCGCGUUACCAUGUUUAUUUUAAAGAAUGCGUGAAAUUGUUCUGCUCAGCUCGAGGUGAAGAGAGGAAGAAUUUAAGGAAUUAAUCAGUGCCUUGGGUUUAUCACCUGUGGAAGGCGGGGCUUCCGGUGAGGCACAGGGUUCAUUGGGCUUGUCAGGCGUGAUUCUUAUGUUCUUCAGUAAAGGGUGCAAGCGCGUGCGAACUCCCCAUAGAUGUGAUGUACUGAGUUGACCGACUGAAAGAGAACCAGCACUGUACCCCCCAGGACUUUGCCUUUGGUAUUGGUUUAAGGUGUAUUAUUUAUGUUGUGUUGUGUGUUAGGACCUCAGUGAUGAGCUCCAGUCGCCGCCGGUGAUGUGUGUGAACGGUCCUGAGGACAAGAUGUUCCGCAGCCAAAGCGCAGACUUCACACUGUCUUCUGAGAAGGAGCGCAUUAAAAAGAUGCUUUCUGAAGGGUAACCCACUUAUACACACUCUUAUCCUCAAAGUUUCACUCAAGCCAGGGUUUGUUUCAUUGUCUGAAAGUACACAGAAUGUUUUGUGGAAAUGUUCUUGGUCUCAAACUUGAAUGUUUCCAUUUUAUAAGGUAAGAUAUUGGUCUGGAUCUCAAAGGUUCACACACAAAAGCAGCACUUUGGCAAAGAGGAUUUUCUUGGAAUAAGCCAUAGUCGUUGCUUUAGUUAUGAUUACCUGUUUUGAUGACAUUUUCCCCAUUUGAAUAGAGCUGUUUAUGGGACACAUGGUCCAAACAAGAGCAAGGGGAGUGGGUCAAAGCUAAUGUGCUGACUCACACAAAGAGAGAGAAGGAUAUUACCCUGCUAUUCAGUCGCCCAUUCUACUCACUCUGCUUCUGUCCCUGUUGUCCAUUAUCGCUACACAAGGCUACUUUUAUGGUUGCUAUGGUGAGUUGCUACGAUUGGAUAAUCCUUAGCUUUCUAAUGGUAAAAUUACAUGGCAUCUAAGGGCACAAGGAUCAUGAAGCAGGAACAUAUUUAAUGGACCAAUUUUACAAAUGUACCCAAGAGUUGGAAAAGUACGGACACUCUUGGUUGCCAAGCUUUAUCAUUAAGCCCUUCUCCACCAUGUAGUCCAAAUCUGUUCCAUUCCUGAGAGGUCAGAGGAUGUUUGUCUGAGGUCUCGAACGAUGUCUUACAGGUCUAUCUGCGAGAUGAACCUGGAGGCAGAGCUCUUCACCCUGCAGGACAGUAACUCCAAGCUGGUGGCGGCGCUACAUGAAGCUAACAAUAACGUAGAGCAGUGGAAGAAGCAGCUAGUUGCCUACCAGGAGGAGACGGAGAGGCUACGAGACCAGGUGAGUGUUGUCAUGAUGAAAGAUCCACCAGAUCACUUUACUUUCUUUGACAUAGAACUAUGGACGCCAUGUCAGAUGGGUGAAUCUAUUUGAAUUCAAUCACUUUUUGACAGAAUCCCUUUUGAUUCAAACAAAACGUUCCAUACGUGUUUGCCCGUGGAAGAAGUGGUCAGAAAGUUACUUUUUGGACCUGAAUUCCAAAACAUUAAGGAGAUCAAGGUGCUCAAAGUUGACCCAUUUUGCAUAACCCACCAUACCGUGAGAUAUCAUGUGUUCCUCACUGGAAAAGAUAAACGGUUGAGUUUGAUAUCAUUUAAAAGCUUAUACACAGGGUUGUCAAACUAUUUUAUAGUUUCUUGAUUUAAAAAAACAACAAUAGUAUGUCAUUUUUUUUUUUACCUUUAACAUCAAUUAUCUAAAUAUGCAUAAACAUAAAAUUUUAGCAAACAGUGAGGGAAAAAAGUAUUUGAUCCCCUGCUGAUUUUGUACGUUUGCCCACUGACAAAGAAAUGAUCAGUCUAUAACUUUAAUGGUAGGUUUUUUUGAACAGUGAGAGACAGAAUAACAACAAAACAAUCCAGAAAAACGCAUGUCAAAAAUAUUAUAAAUUGAUUUGCAUUUUAAUGAGGUAAAUGAGUAUUUGACCCCCUCUCAAUCAGAAAGAUUUCUGGCUCCCAGGUGUCUUUUAUACAGGUAACGAGCUGAGAUUAGGAGCACACUCUUAAAGGGAGUGCUCCUAAUCUCAGUUUGUUACCUGUAUAAAAGACACCUGUCCACACAAGCAAUCAAUCAAUCAGAUUCCAAACUCUCCACCAUGGCCAAGACCAAAGAGCUCUCCAAGGAUGUCAGGGACAAGAUUGUAGACUUACACAAGGCUGGAAUGGGCUACAAGACCAUCGCCAAGCAGCUUGGUGAGAAGGUGACAACACUUGGUGCGAUUAUUCGCAAAUGGAAGAAACACAAAAUAACUGUCAAUCUCCCUCGGCCUGGGGUUCCAUGCAAGAUCUCACCUCGUGGAGUUGCAAUGAUCAUGAGAACGGUGAGGAAUCAGCCCAGAACUACACGGGAGGAUCUUGUCAAUGAUCUCAAAGCAGCUGGGACCAUAGUCAACAAGAAAACAAUUGGUAACACACUAUGCUGUGAAGGACUGAGAUCCUGCAGCGCCCGCAAGGUCCCCCUGCUCAAGAAAGCACAUAUACAGGGCCUUCUGAAGUUUGCCAAUGAACAUCUGAAUGAUUCAGAGGAGAACUGGGUGAAGGUGUUGUGGUCAGAUGAGACCAAAAUCGAGCUCUUUGGCAUCAACUCAACUCUCCGUGUUUGGAGGAGGAGGAAUGCUGCUUAUGACCCCAAGAACACCAUCCCCACCAUCAAACAUGGAGAUGGAAACAUUAUGCUUUGGGGGUGUUUUUCUGCUAAGGGGGCAGGACAACUUCACCACAUCAAAGGGACGCUAGACAGGGCCAUGUACCGUAAAAUCUUGGAUGAGAACCUCCUUCCCUCAGCCAGGGCAUUAAAAAUGGGUCAUGGAUGGGUAUUCCAGCAUGACAAUGACCCAAAACACACGGCCAAGGCAACAAAGGAGUGGCUCAAGAAGAAGCACAUUAAGGUCCUGGAGUGGCCUAGCCAGUCUCCAGACCUUAAUCCCAUAGAAAAUCUGUGGAGGGAGCUGAAGGUUCGAGUUGCCAAACGUCAGCCUCGAAACCUUAAUGACUUGGAGAAGAUCUGCAAAGAGGAGUGGGACAAAAUCCCUCCUGAGAUGUGUGCAAACCUGGUGGCCAACUACAAGAAACGUCUGACCUCUGUGAUUGCCAACAAGGGUUUUGCCACCAAGUACUAAGUCAUGUUUUGCAGAGGGGUCAAAUACUUAUUUCCCACAUGCGUUUUUCUGGAUUUUUUUGUUGUUAAUCUGUCUCUCACUGUUGAAAUAAACCUACCAUUAAAAUUAUAGACUGAUCAUGUCUUUGUCAGUGGGCAAACGUACAAAAUCAGCAGGGGAUCAAAUACUUUUUUCCCUCACUGUAUGUUGUAGCUUAGACCCUAUUUUGUGGUUGUUGUGUUGUGCCCGCCAUCGGUUGAGACACAACAAGCUCUUGAAUACAGGGUGGGCUUCAUUUCAAUAAUAGAAAUAGAAUUCAUAGAAUGGACCUAUCCCUUUAGAUCACUACAAUUUAUCUGGUACACCAUUUAAAUUGACAUUUAAUUGAAAUUGUAACUUCUAAUUACUACCACUGGCCACCCACCGUCGAAUGUCAACUUAAAUGGUAAUGUAUAAUGUAUUAUCUAUAUUUCUAUGAUUUCAAUAGGUUUCCUAUGGAGGAUUGACAGUAUAAUUUAAAACAACAGAUAUUCCCAUUCAAGUCAACAUUAAACAUUCUGAUGUCUGGACCUCCAACCAUCUUUGUGGUACCAUUUUAACAUUUCAACUUUAUUCCCAUUUUAGUACAUUUGUCAGCCAAAACAUGAUACCCACAUUGUAUUCAAGAGCAUGUUGUCUCAACUGAUGGCGGGCACAACACAAAAAGCUCAGAUGUAAAAUAGGGUCUAAGCUACAACAUAUGAAAAUAUUCUAAGUGUACGUGUUUUUAGAUAAUUGACAUUAAAGGUUAAACAUGAUUUUUAUUAAAAAACCUUUGACAACCAUCGUUUGUAAGCUUUUAAAUGAUGAAGACAUGGAUGUGAGGUAUGCAUAAGGGGUCAACUUUGAGCACUUUUAUCUCUUGAAUGUUUUGGCAUUCAGGUCCAAAAAGUCACUUUCUGAGCACUUCUAUAAUGGGCAAAUGUGAAGUUUCCGUUCAAAUCAAAAAGGGUGGUGUCAAAAAGUGAUUUAAAUUCAAAUGGCUUUACCCAUAUACGUUUCCACAAAUUCUGAGUGGACCAAAUCUCAGUGGAAUCCUGGGUAAAUGUUAAAGUUCAACGUAAUUAUGCAAGUACAUGCAACUGUCCAAGAAAACAGAAUUGUGAAAAAUACAUUUGUAGAAUGUAAAGAUAUGUUACAUUUCCGGUUUUAGACUGUAAAGUACAAUUAAAUACAUGACAAUGAUGAAGAUUUUAAGUUAUUUUCAGCCUCAGGAGGAAUAGACAGGUGCCUAAUACCUCACCUCACGUUCGCUCACUCCAUAAAUAUCUCCAUGCUGUGACCUUGAGGUCAGAUUUUGAUAGUUAAGGUCACAUCUAAUUAUCAAUGCCGGUGCUGUAAAAUGCUGCACUCUAUGUCGAGACAGAAGGCGGUGGGCCAGUGUAGCAGCAAAGCCUUGUUCAAACAUGAUCAGGUGAUGAGUCACCACCGCUGAUAAUGACAGCCUUUGAAUGUCUCCGGCAUGCCCUUUCUCUGCCGGGGGAGGUCAUAUAGGUUUUGAUUGGGUCAUCGUUUUUCAGACAAUGGGUUUUUGUUUUAUGAAAGUCUUUGGAGAAAAGGGAAAGGACAUGUCUGUUGGUAGCUCACUUUAUCAUCUUUUGACAACACUGGCCUUAAGAGGCUGCAGACCUUUCCCCUGAAGCUUUAAUCAAGGUGUGUUGGUUGGUUUGGAUUAUUGGGCACCCACUGCAGUAUGUUAAACAUGCUCUUUGCAUGUUCUCACUAUUCCACUUAUGUUUCUAAGGCAGGGGUGUCAAACUAAUUUUGCCCGCGGGUCACAUUCAGUCUUCACUGAGGUCCGGAGGGACGCACUAAAAUUUGUGUUAUAUUUCCUCGCCGUCAAAAUUAGCAAAACAUUUUCCUCUAUCCAUAGAUUUGGGAAUGUUCUAUGCUCCCUGACUAUCCAGCUUUCGUUUCGGUGAUUGAUAGCAACCUGGAAAAGGGUGAAGAGACUGUAUAAAUCUAGAUCCAAUAUAGUUCCGAUUUGGUUUUAGUAAUUUCAAAUGUAGACUGAGGUAAUUUUAUUUAUUUAUUACUCAAACCACCCACGGUCCGCAUUGAAUGGGCUCGGGCCUGAAGUUUGACACGUGCUCUAAGGCAGGGUUUCCCUGUAGUCUAUUUGUGAAAAUAUAAAAAAUAACAUUAGUAAGGGAUCUUCGGCCAUGGCCUCAACAUAUUUUGGGGUCCUUGACAGUAAAAAGUUUGAGUUGGUUAAUUGAAUCGGCUGUGUAGUGCUAGGGCAAAACCCAAAACAUAUUUUCAUGUGCAGGCCUAUAGGCUAUAAUAUUACUAUAUUGAGUAGUACAUAAUACAAGGUUCAUACAGACAUUGGUAUGUCAAGUUCAAGGACUUUUUCAAGCACUUAAUUGUAAUAUUCAAAGACCUCAAUUAUAUAUAUUGUUAUAGGCAUAAUACAAAAAAGAAUCCUCCCAAAAAGUAUGCAUUACCACUUUAAGAAUAAUGCAUUUUAUAGACCUUUCCAAUGACAUGCAUUGGCAUUCAAAUUAUUAUUACAUUCUAAAAUAUGUCAGAAUAAUGUGGACAUUGCCUGAAAUAGAUUGGAUGUGUAGCAUUAAUCUCACCCUCGCCAUUUGAGAUGUUGGGUUAUUGUAUCAUGUUUUUAAAACAAGCAAGUGACCAAAAAUGAGAUUCCUAUUGUACUGGAACGCUAUGUAUGAAAAGUUGAACCCAACAUUCGAUGUUGUCGUCCUCAUAAUAACCCCACAUGGUUUUACAACAACAAGAACAACAGACUAGCGCAGCACCCAUCAAUUGAACAGCAGGAAACAAACGAACGCAGCUACAUCUCUCACAAAACCUGAUCAUGAAUUAAAUCACUGUAUAGAAAAAAUAUGAUUGUCAGUGGCGGAGGACAGGAGAGACAGAAAUAUAGAUCAUAUUACCCAACUCAUGUUCUGCAGGUAGGCUACAAUAAAACCAAUAUUUAAUUUAGUGAAAAAUAAUAGGGCCACAUUUUUCCAUGGACCCCCCAGUUUCAAAAUCCCUGCUCUAAGGCAUUAGUCUGAAUGCAGAGAAUCUCAUCCAUCUGUGGCUUGGAGUACACAUGGAUUCCCAUUUACCUCUUACCCAUGAGAUAUAUUUGAGAAAUCAUAUAAUACUUGUCUUAAUGGAUAUUCUGUGACGACUAGACAAGUGGAUGAUGAUACAUUCUCCAAUGCAUCAUUGCUAGCUGGGUCCAGUAAAUGUAAAAGCUUGGUCUAUUUUUUCCAGUUCUAUGUUAUCAAUUUAAGGUAUUUUCAGGGUCGCUGGCUGCUAAGUACUGAGUCUCUAGGGAAUUUGCUGGCUCCAAGCCUGUUGAUAAAAUCCUUUGGAUUCAUCAACCUUUGGAUUCGACCACUUCAAUGGUUUGAGUGGUACAAGCUUAUAAUGUCUAUCCCGAGAACAUUGAUCUCCACAAUUGUUUUACCACUUCAUGCAGUGUUUCGGUCGUCGUUUCACUGUACUGUGGAUAUACAUCAAUAAUCCCAGAAGAUUACGAUCCUCCCCGUCUUUACAUUAAUCAUCCUCUAAAAAGGCAAGCCAUCCAGGUCUAGUGGACCAAGAUCUCUCGCUUUCUCGAUCUGAAGUGGGCGACCAGGUGGCUGAAAAUGGUUCACAUCUCCUGGGGGUGAAAGAGAGAGGGGUUUGUAGGACAGCGAUAUCCUACUUUCAAUGCCCUAGUUAGGAGAAAAAUGAAAAAUCACCAGAGGGAGCUGGCAGCUAUCCCCCCCCCCAUGCUCUCCAUACACAGUUAAAAAUAAUCCAGCCUCUCAAGGCUCUCCAAGUGGCAGAGACCUUUUCUCCUUUUAGUGUUGCUCCUAUUUUACAGGCUGAGCUGACACUGCAGUGAGGUUUCAAUUCCCAGUUACCUGAUAAUGGUGGUGUCUCGGUCCUUGGCUUGCGCAAUGAAGGCAGCAGCCUUGGCCAUGCUAAAGGGGUAUGAUGUAUGCUGUGUGUAUGAUUUGAGACCACAAUAUCUGAUACACACAGGAGGCAUUAUGCCUUUGACUUUAUCAUCCAAUGAGAGAUAUUUACUUUAUGUUAACCACUCUAUACUAUAGCUUUAUUGUUUGCCAGUUUUUGCAUUUUGGGUUUUGUACUGUUGUAUAUGUUUAGUGUGUAUGACUUAUUGUUUGGUUAGCAAGAAAUGCUACUGUUUUGCAUGUCUAUGAACAGUAUUCUCAGGGGGCACUGCUGUUACUUAAUUGGGUUGAAGAGGGAUAAGGGGGUUGGGGGGUGUAUCCUGCGGAAAUGAUCCAGGUUGCAAGAUGGCAGGGUUCCUCACUUUUCCUUGAUAACCAAGGACAUUUCUAUCCAGAGAGGGGGGAAAGGAUUUUGGAUUUUCCUUUACCUCCAGUGUGGUAAAACAAAGCCAAAGCAUGGGUUGCUCUCAGUAACCUGGAAAUAUCAGGAUGUAGGAUAGGACAAACCGAACAACUUCAAUGACUAAUUUCUCUAAACAGGGAGGAAAAAACAUCACCAAAUUCACUGAGAAUACAUUAUAUAGGAUGAAGAAACAACACACCGAGCCGCAGCUCCAUACUACUUGUCAGACACAGAGAACUGAUACUAUAAACUCGUUGUUGGAAGGGAUUGGUGUGGGGUGUUGGGAGGUCAGUGGGUGGCUUUUGACCAUUCCUUUGGAUUCCUCAUGUCUAACUCAUUGUUAGAAAAAAGUUUGGUCCUAAUCGGAUAUUAGGUACUAUAUUUAUUGAAUAUUAUAUGUAUCCUAUACAUUAAAAUGGCCAAUUUGGGUGCAAUCAUUUAGCUUAAUUUCUCAGAGAUCAAAUUACAUUUCAACCAAAUAAUGUUGCAGGAAUGCUAAUCUUAUCUGUUUCCAACAACUGAAACCAUUUCAGAACAAUCUGAGAUGGUAUCUGUUUCCAACAACAGAAACCAUUUCAGAACAAUCUGAGAUGGUAUCUGUUUCCAACAACAGAAACCAUUUCAGAACAAUCUGAGAUGAUAUCUGUUUCCAACAACAGAAACCAUUUCAGAACAAUCUGAGAUGGUGGGUGUCAAAAUCCUCUUUCUUGUGCUUUUUGAGGUGGAACGACCCUAAUAAAGAGAAAGAUUCUGAAGGAUUUGAAUGACCACAACUGGGAAUACACUGUAUAAUGGCAGGUGCAAGCUGUAAAGACAAGGGAUAAUUCCUUUCUGGUCUCAAGUAUAGUACCAUUCAUGAGUGCUUAGCAAGUAGAUGUUAAAUCUAUAAAGUGUCAACAAGAAAGUUAGACCCAGGGGCCCUGUCACAAUAACGUUCACACUCCCUCUAGAGAUCUGACAGGAGCUGCAGUCUUAAGUCUAUGCUAAUUUCCCCUGGUCUUGACUGAAACCUAUUGUAUUUUGGCAGGUGGCUGAUCUGGAGGCACAUGGCGGACACGGCCCUAGUGACAUGCUGAAAGAUGAGCUGACUCGUUCUCUGGAGGAACUGGAGGCCCUGCUCAAGGCUAAAGAUGAGGUCAGGGGGCAAGAUACACACAGGGGAAAGAGGAGGUAUUGUAGGUACAUAUGUAUGCCCUCCGCAACAAUUGUAGGGCUGUUCUUCUCAUGCUUAUGGAUGAGGGUAGGGGGGGGCAUUUCUAGUUCAGAACAAGGCUGAAAGUAGCUGGGGUUAAAUGUUUAAAGGGGAUUUUAUGCAAUUAUAGAUGGAGAACAUAGUCUUAUCACAAAGAUGCCAAUUGAGAUCAAAUGUUGUGGUCUUUAAAUGGAAGGAAGAAAGGCCGAUGUGAACCUGUACCUUCCUUUGUUUUGUGUUGCUGAUGGCAAAGGUCCUGGGGCUAACUAGUGAAUGAUCAUGUUUGUUUUCCAGGAAAUCCACAUUCUGCAGAACAAGAAAGAAGAAUACCAUGAGAUGGAGCAGGAGAGAGAAGAGGCCAUACAUAGAUUACAGGUAGACCUUCACACUAAAGAAGAAGGCGCGUUUGGUGAAACCUUGUAUGAGCAAGAACAAGAGACUGAAAAACAACUUCUGUCUCAAGGCCAUCAGACUGUUAAAUAGCCAUCACUAGCCGGCUACCACCCGGUUACUCAAUCCUGCACCUUAGAGGCUGCUGCCCUAUGUACAUAGACAUGGAAUCACUGGUUUAAUAAUGGAGCACUAUUCACUUUAAUCAUGUUUACAUACAGCUUUAUUCAUUUCAUAUGUAUAUACUGUAUUCUAUUCUAAUGUAUUUUAGUCAAUGCCACUCCGACAUUGCUGGUCCUAAUAUUUAUAUAUUUCUUAAUUCCAUUCUUUUACUUUUAGAUUUGUGUGAAUUGUUUGAUACUACUGCACUGUUGGAGCUAGGAACACAAGCAUUUCGCUACACCCGCAAUAACAUCUGCUAAACAUGUGCAUGUGACCAAUACAAUUUGAUUUGAACAACAAGCAAGUAGGAUGCACAAAGGGCAAAUUACGACAGGUGAAAUUGUCUUUCCUUUUCCCUAUGUGGUUUCCCAGGAGAUGGAGAUGCGUAACCUAGAGCUGGAGCGGCGGGUGCAGAACGUGGAGCAGAACCUGGCCGCCUCCAUGGAGGAGCGGGACCACACGGAGAGUGAAGUGCAGAGGGCCAUCGAGAUCCUGGACGUCAAGAUCUUUGACCUGAACGACCUUCGGCAGAGCCUGGUCAAGCUCAUUGACAAAUAG